Messenger RNA from Diachasmimorpha longicaudata, 1249 nucleotides. Its product is annotated as DNA-dependent metalloprotease SPRTN-like. The record is from RefSeq and is a predicted model, not a curated record. Gene Ontology annotation, molecular function: polyubiquitin modification-dependent protein binding; single-stranded DNA binding; metalloendopeptidase activity. NCBI's taxonomy places the organism in Eukaryota, Metazoa, Arthropoda, Insecta, Hymenoptera, Braconidae. The transcript is spliced from 2 exons. The coding region runs from base 378 to 1019 and encodes 213 amino acids. Gene Ontology annotation, biological process: DNA damage response. Gene Ontology annotation, cellular component: nucleus.
GUGGUGUUUAUUAUUUGAGGAAUGUAUUUCCUGGCGGUUAGUAUCUAUGGGGAAUGCGGGAGAAGUUAUUGAUAAUGGGUUUUGGAUAUCACAGCCCCCGCUCGGAAUCAUUAUUGCACUGGGUUGGAAUUGAUUUUGAGAAGUGUCUGCAAUUUCACAUAGUCGGGUGUAACUUGAUCUAUUGGGUUUCCUGUUUAUCUCUUGUCAGCGAUUGUUCGGAUCGUGGGUACUGUUUGUUUCGUCUCGUUCGGUCGGGGAUUGCGAUCAGAUUUCUGCAGAUUGGCAUGGUGCAUCCGGUGUAAUGAGUUUCUGUGACAGUUCUUUGGGUACUCUUAGAUCAGUCUGCUGCUGUCUUUUCUCGUGGCAGGAGUGUUAAUAUGCCUUCGAAAGGCCGUCGUAUUCGAAAUGCUCCUCGGGAGUUGAGAGUUUUGUUGUCGCGGUGUGAUCAACCUGGACCUGAUGGGGUGAAAGUGUCUCUUGGUCUUUUGCCAUAUGUCGAUAUGGUUUUGGGAGAGAAUCCUGAUAUUUUUAGGUUGAGUGGAGUUUUGAAUAAGCAGUUUUUUGGAGGUGGGGUGCGUGGAUUCACCUAUCUUCGAUCUAACCGAAAGAAGGACUGUUUCGGUUAUACAGAUUUUACGACGAAGAUAAUUUAUUUGCAAGAGUUCAUGUUCUCCGCGGGGUUGUGUAGGACAGUGUUAGUUCGCACCCUCUUUCAUGAGAUGAUCCAUGCGUUUUUGGAUAACACUGGCGCGGAUAGGAACGAGAACUCUGGGCAUGGACCGAUUUUUAUGAGGGAGGUGUCCCGGAUAAACAAGCUGCUGGGAUGUGAUCUGAUGGAUGAAAGUGACGUUUCUUGGGAUAGGCUACGGAUUUUAAAUCUGGAUAAGGUUUUUAUCUGUAACAAGUGUCGGAAGAAGGUGUCACGCGUCUUAACUCGCCCACCAGGACCGGAUGAUUUUUAUCCUUGGUAUGAGAGUCAUCGGAGGAGAUGUGGGGGUACUUUUGGUUUGGCAGCUUGAUCGGGUGGUCUGAGGUUUGGAAGGGUGAUUGGGGAUGAGGGAUUCUUCUACUAUUUCUGGGACAGCAGGCCAUAGCAGUGUGAGGAUCUUAUGCAUCGAAUGGAGGCAUUUUUGGGACUGUCGGCCGAAAGUCGGCCCAGUAUUGACGAUGUUUAUGGAGACUCUAUCCCCGAUUUCGGAGUGUUUCUGUUGCUUACUACGAGUUUUGGAUGUGUUUGGAUAUACCACGA